CCAUCUUGGCUUGCCGCUUGCAGCAAGCACCUGCACACUUGACACAGUCCUGUGUGUCCAUCGCUACUUGCAGCAGCAGCUGCAGGUGUAGUGGACCUAGGUAGCUAGCUGUGUAUAGCACGUGGCCACGUUCGUGACCCUGCACUGCAGCUGCAGCAGCAGGUAACGGGUGAUCCUAUCAUGGGCGACGACGUGCGUGGCCUGCGCGCCGCCGCCGUGACGACCGCCGCCGGCGUCGUGCCGGCGAAGACGCCGGAGCGCGCGCGGCUGCACGUGGCGAUGCUGGCGCUGCAGUUCGGGUACGCCGGCUUCCACGUGGUGUCCCGGCUGGCGCUCAACAUGGGCGUCAGCAAGCUCGUCUUCCCCGUCUACCGCAACCUCAUCGCGCUCUGCCUCCUCGCGCCCUUCGCCUACUUCCUAGAGAAGAAGGACAGGCCCGCCAUGACGCCCGCCUUCCUGCUCCAGUUCUUCCUGCUGGCGCUGUGCGGGAUCACCGCGAACCAGGGCUUCUACCUGCUGGGCCUGGACAACACGUCGCCGACGUUCGCGUCGGCGAUCCAGAACUCGGUCCCGGCCAUCACCUUCGCGAUGGCGGCGGCGCUGGGCAUCGAGCGGGUCCGCCUCCGCCGCCGGGACGGCCUCGCCAAGGCGGCCGGCACCGUGCUCUGCGUCGCGGGCGCCACCGUCAUCACGCUCUUCAAGGGCCCCGCCGUCUUCGGCCCGGCGCCCUCCGUGGCCGCAGCCGUGCCCGUGCCCAUGCCCGCGCCGGGCGGCGGCAACAACAACAACAACAACAAGAGCUGGGCGCUGGGGUGCGUCUACCUCAUGGGCCACUGCCUGUCGUGGUCCGGCUGGCUCGUGCUGCAGGCGCCCGUGCUCAAGCGCUACCCGGCGCGCCUGUCCGUCACCUCCUACACCUGCUUCUUCGGCCUCCUCCAGUUCCUCGCCGUCGCCGCCGUCUUCGAGCGCGACGCCGCCGCCUGGGCGCUCGGCUCCGGCUCCGAGCUCCUCACCAUCCUCUACGCGGGGCUGGUGGCGUCCGGCGUGGCGUUCGCGGUGCAGACGUGGUGCAUCGACCGCGGCGGCCCGGUGUUCGUGGCUGUCUACCAGCCCGUGCAGACGCUCCUCGUCGCCGUCAUGGCGUCGCUGCUCCUCGGCGAGCAAUUCUACCUCGGCGGGAUCAUGGGGGCAGUGUUCAUCAUCGCUGGACUCUACCUGGUGCUGUGGGGCAAGAGCCAGGAGAGGGCGCUCGCUGCAAAGCAAACCGCCGCCGCCGCCGCCGGAAGCGUCUGCGACGACGACGCGGCUGCCUCCUGCCUGAAGCAGCCGCUGCUACCGCCGCCGCCGGCGACCUCGGAGGCCGUGUGAUCUCCAAUCGGACCCGACCGAUCAUUUUCAUACGGCGGAGGAGUGUAUGCAUGCAUCUGUCAUCGCGCCUCAUCAUCAGCAUGCAUGUUAGGUUAAUCCAUCCAUCCAUCACCUAUCACAUGGCUAGAUCUGAGUACCAAUACAAGCAGUUGCGUGGCGAGUAACAUGUACAACGAUUGCAACCUUUCGUCAGCGAACUGCAGCUGCUCCCGUUUUUAUAUGAUAUUGCAACUGGACCUAUAUAUUUUAAUUUUGUUUAGCUUAAGUGGGACAGCAGUUGACCGAGCAUGAGUGGCAACUGCCAUGAAUGUCGUCGAUCAUUAGGUACAAUCCAUGUGAUCGGUGCUUUAGAGAUCGAGUUAUUAAUUCUCACAAAAAAAACUUAUGAU
Messenger RNA from Zea mays, 1757 nucleotides. Its product is annotated as Protein WALLS ARE THIN 1. Bases 181 to 1368 code for a protein of 395 amino acids. Gene Ontology annotation, molecular function: transmembrane transporter activity. Gene Ontology annotation, cellular component: membrane. The record is from RefSeq and is marked provisional. The transcript has 4 exons. Lineage: Eukaryota; Viridiplantae; Streptophyta; Magnoliopsida; Poales; Poaceae.